Messenger RNA from Elaeis guineensis (African oil palm), 1305 nucleotides. RefSeq lists its product as uncharacterized. The record is from RefSeq and is a predicted model, not a curated record. Lineage: Eukaryota; Viridiplantae; Streptophyta; Magnoliopsida; Arecales; Arecaceae.
CUCCCAAUCUUGCGCCUUGUGUCCCUCUCCCAGCGGUUCCUAUAGCUCCUCCAAUCUCCGCUCCGUCUCCCACGCCACCACAUCGACCACCAACAACUACUAUCCCCUCCUCCGCCGCCGGAGAAAGAGAUGAAGCCGCCGGUGGAUGAGGCGCCGACGAAGGAGGAGCUGGAGGUGGCGAGGAUACUCUGCGACUUCCCUAAGCUCGUCCUCGAGGCCGAGUCCCGCCGCCUACCGGACUUCCUCCGCUGGCGCGUCCGCCGCCGCCGAUCCGCCCUCGACGACGGCAGCUCCCUUCUUGACCCUCCUCCUCCUCCUCCGCCACCACCACCACCCUCGAUUUCCCCUCCUCCCGAUGGGAACGGCGAGAGGAAAGACGGGGACGCCGGCGGCGGGGCCACCUCGAGCCCCGCAACGCCGUUAUCUUUCCCGGCGAGUGGCAGCGACGAGCACGACGGCCGGCCCCCGCGGCCGCCCUGCUCUCUCCCCGCCAAGAAGUUCAAGAGGACCAAUCGACACAUGGAGUGGGUCAAGGAACAGAAUCAGUUGAUAGCGUCCUUAUCCUACCGAAAAGCUCACCUCCAACGCUCAAUAGCGGAGUACCAAGCCCUGUACCAGAAAUUAAAACAAAAAAAUUCUUGGCUGCAAGACCUUCAAUCCAAGGCGGUACGGGAAUCGAUGGCGGAGGAAGGCCAGAGCCAGAGGCAGCGACAGCGGCAAGACGGCAGCUCCGGGCUGGCCCCGCUGGGUCCCACCACCCUCCAAUCGUCAGCCACGCGUUACGUGGUGGAUCCUCGCAGCCAACAUACCGAGAUCCAGCCACGGCCGGCGGACCGGCUCGCCGGUGCCGGGACUCCGUCGUUGUCAGUGGUGGCGUUGGAUCUGAACGCGAGUCCUCAGAAGGAGGAGGAUGAGUGGGAGCGGAGCAGUGCGUACAAGGCGGCGAUUGCUGCGCAGGCGAGGAAGAGACGGCUGGAGAUACAGCGCGAGAAGAACAACAACUGUUCUUCUUCUCCUCCAUCUGCUUUGUUUUCUAUGGCUCAUAAGAUGCCACGGUUAAGAUGAUGGCCUCUUUUUUUUAUCAUUAUUCUUUAAGGAUUAAUUAUUUUGUUCUUUUAAUUUGUGGUUCUUUUGCUGCCGUUUUGAUAGGAAGAAGGGAGGAAGUUGUGACGUAAGGGGAUGGGGGUUUGGAUGAGGAAAUAGUCACGAAGUUUUGUAUUAGUGUAGCAGGUUUGACCAUAUAUGUAUAUAUAAAUAAUUUGUUUGCUGAGAAAUGGGAAAUAUGGAUUACUGUUUUGAUUUCAA